AUUAAUAUCACAAUAUUUGAAAACCAUUGCAAUACGCAAUAGCCUCUGACUCAUCUCGCUCUUCAAGUUUUUCCCUUUCUCUCUGCAAAAGGAAAACGGAAGUAGUGGGUUGAUUUUUCUGGGCAUAAAAAUUUGUGGGGUUUAUCAAAAUUUGCAUCUUUUUGCAGAAGAAAAUUGAUCACAAAGUAGAAUCAAUACUUGGUAAUUCUUGUAUUGGUAUUGGAUAAUGAUCGUGAAGGGUGGGGAUGAUGCUGGUGGUGUUGGGUUUGGAGGAGGAGGAGGGAAAUUGUUAAGGGGGUUUGGAAGCUUGAUUAGGAGGAAGCAAGUUGAUUCUGUUCAUGUUAGGGGCCAUGCUCAAUUGGCUAGGAAGUUAUCUGCUGUUGAUCUUGUUGGAAUCGGGGUUGGAGCUACGAUAGGGGCUGGAGUUUAUAUUCUCAUAGGAACAGUUGCUAGAGAGCAGGCAGGACCAGCACUCGUAAUAUCACUUCUUAUUGCAGGAAUAGCUGCUGCGCUAUCAGCUUUGUGUUAUGCAGAGCUUGCAUGUCGAUGCCCAUCUGCAGGGAGUGCUUAUCAUUAUACAUACAUAUGCAUUGGAGAAGGGGUUGCUUGGUUGGUUGGUUGGUCCCUAAUUCUAGAAUAUACAAUUGGUGCUUCGGCUGUUGCUCGUGGCAUAACCCCGAAUCUGGCCUUGUUUUUUGGUGGUCAGGAGAACCUACCUGUAUUUUUGGCUCGUCAUACCUUGCCAGGUCUUGGAAUUGUGGUUGAUCCAUGUGCAGCUGCAUUAAUUCUUUUUGUUACCCUACUCUUGUGCCUUGGAAUCAAGGAGAGCGCAAUGGCACAAUCUAUUGUGACAACAGUAAAUGUCAUUGUCAUGCUUUUCAUCAUUAUAGUUGGUGGAUAUCUAGGUUUCACGUCUGGAUGGGUUGGAUAUGAACUCCCUAGCGGGUAUUUUCCAUAUGGAGUGAAUGGAAUGUUUGCUGGGUCCGCAAUAGUUUUCUUUUCAUAUAUUGGUUUUGAUUCAGUGAGCAGCACCGCUGAGGAGGUAAAAAACCCUCAACGAGAUUUGCCAAUUGGCAUAUCAACUGCCUUAGCUAUAUGUUGCAUUCUAUAUAUGCUUGUAGCUGCAGUUAUUGUUGGCUUAGUACCGUAUUACGAGUUAAACCCUGAUACCCCAAUCUCCUCAGCAUUUUCUAGCUAUGGGAUGGACUGGGCAGUGUAUCUAAUAACGACUGGAGCUGUCACUGCUCUUUUUUCCAGUUUGUUGGGUUCUGUUCUUCCUCAGCCACGAGUCUUUAUGGCAAUGGCUAGGGAUGGUUUGUUACCCUCUUUCUUCUCAGACAUCCACAGACGCACACAGAUCCCUUUGAAAAGCACUAUUGUUGUUGGUGUCUUUGCAGCAGCACUCGCAUUCUUCAUGGAUGUUUCUCAGUUAGCAGGGAUGGUUAGUGUGGGAACGUUGCUUGCAUUUACCACCGUUGCAGUUUCAGUUUUGAUAAUCAGAUAUGUUCCACCUGAUGAGGUACCCAUUCCAUCUUCACUUCUAUCAUCUGUUGAUCCGUUAGUGAGCCAUUCUGGUGGUGAUACUGAGGAAGAUAGGGCCAUGAGCUCCGUAGAUCUUUCUAAUUAUUAUGAGAAUAAUCACCUACGUGACAAGUCAGAGUUUCUGCUUGGACAUCCUUUAAUCAUAAAAGAAGUAACUAAAGAUGAACAGAUUGAGAAAAGUAGGCGCAAACUUGCUGCAUGGGCCAUAGCCUUUCUAUGUAUAGGGAUUCUCAUUGUUGCUGGUGCAGCUUCUGCUGAAAGUUGUCCCAGGAUUUUGCGCUUCACAUUGUGUGGAAUGGGAGCAAUUCUUCUUUUGUGCAGUUUAAUUGUGCUGGCCUGCACAGAGCAAGACGAUACAAGGCACAGCUUUGGACACUCAGGAGGUUUUGCUUGCCCAUGUGUUCCAUUCUUACCUGCUGCCUGCAUUCUUAUAAACACCUACUUACUAAUUGAUCUUGGAGCUGCUACAUGGCUUCGAGUUUCUGUAUGGUUGCUCAUAGGAGUUCUUAUAUACUUGUUCUAUGGCCGCACUCACAGCUCACUGUUAAAUGCAAUCUAUGUUCCCUCAGCAUAUGCUGAUGAGAUCCAUCGUUCUCAAGCAAAUCAUUUAGCCUAGUUACCAGAGUUACCACAGGUCUCUAUUCAUUUCUCACCUUGCAUAUCUUCACCAACUUGUAAAUGUCCUAUUGUAAAGCCAAGACUUCGUUUCCUGUAUCAGAUGGAUGAUAACUACCAUUGUUUAAUUGUUUAUUUAAACAUGUGGUAUCAUAUAGUUCGCAGUAUGAAGAAAAUGUAAUAUAUUGAAAGUAAGGUACGUGGGAAUUUCCUUGUAA
Messenger RNA from Lotus japonicus, 2375 nucleotides. RefSeq names its product cationic amino acid transporter 4, vacuolar-like. Gene Ontology annotation, molecular function: amino acid transmembrane transporter activity. The coding region runs from base 227 to 2158 and encodes 643 amino acids. Gene Ontology annotation, cellular component: membrane. Lineage: Eukaryota; Viridiplantae; Streptophyta; Magnoliopsida; Fabales; Fabaceae. The transcript is spliced from 14 exons. Gene Ontology annotation, biological process: amino acid transport; transmembrane transport. The record is from RefSeq and is a predicted model, not a curated record.